AUCAUGUCCAAGGGACCAGCAGUUGGCAUUGACCUGGGCACUACCUACUCCUGCGUAGGAGUGUUUCAGCACGGCAAAGUGGAAAUCAUUGCAAAUGACCAAGGAAACAGGACCACGCCCAGUUAUGUAGCCUUCACCGACACUGAGAGGCUGAUUGGGGAUGCAGCCAAGAAUCAGGUGGCGCUGAACCCCAACAACACAGUAUUUGAUGCAAAGCGCCUUAUUGGACGUCGGUUUGAUGACAGCGUUGUCCAGUCAGACAUGAAACACUGGCCCUUUACAGUCAUUAAUGAUGCUUCACGCCCCAAAGUAAAAGUGGAGUACAAGGGCGAGACCAAGACCUUCUACCCAGAGGAGAUUUCCUCAAUGGUGCUGCUUAAAAUGAAGGAGAUUGCAGAGGCUUACCUUGGCAAGACUGUAACAAAUGCUGUAGUGACUGUGCCUGCCUACUUCAAUGACUCUCAGCGCCAGGCUACUAAAGAUGCUGGGACCAUUUCUGGACUUAACGUGCUUCGUAUCAUCAAUGAGCCGACUGCUGCUGCUAUUGCUUAUGGCCUGGACAAAAAGGUUGGAUCUGAAAGAAACGUCCUCAUCUUUGACCUGGGCGGCGGCACAUUUGAUGUCUCUAUCUUGACCAUUGAAGACGGCAUCUUUGAGGUGAAGUCCACAGCAGGCGACACACACUUGGGUGGAGAGGACUUUGAUAACCGCAUGGUCAACCACUUCAUCUCCGAGUUCAAACGCAAGUACAAGAAAGACAUCAGCGACAACAAGAGGGCGGUGCGUCGUCUGCGCACGGCUUGUGAGAGGGCCAAGCGCACCCUGUCGUCCAGCACCCAGGCCAGCAUUGAAAUCGAUUCUCUGUACGAGGGCAUCGAUUUCUACACCUCGAUCACUAGAGCCCGGUUUGAGGAGCUGAAUGCAGACCUGUUCCGAGGAACCCUGGAGCCUGUGGAAAAGGCUCUACGUGAUGCGAAGAUGGACAAGGCUCAAAUCCACGACAUUGUGUUGGUGGGAGGCUCCACUCGUAUCCCUAAGAUUCAGAAGCUUCUGCAGGACUUUUUCAAUGGGAAGGACCUCAAUAAGAGCAUUAACCCUGACGAAGCAGUGGCCUAUGGUGCAGCUGUGCAAGCAGCCAUCCUGUCAGGCGACAAAUCUGAGAAUGUGCAGGACCUGCUGCUGCUCGAUGUGACCCCCUUGUCUCUGGGCAUUGAGACUGCUGGAGGAGUCAUGACUGUUCUCAUUAAGAGGAACACCACCAUCCCCACAAAGCAGACCCAGACUUUUACCACCUAUUCAGACAACCAGCCCGGUGUGCUCAUUCAGGUGUUUGAGGGCGAAAGGGCCAUGACCAAAGACAACAACCUUCUGGGGAAAUUUGAGCUGACUGGAAUCCCCCCUGCUCCCCGAGGGGUUCCUCAGAUUGAGGUGACCUUCGAUAUCGACGCCAACGGCAUCAUGAACGUGUCUGCGGUCGACAAGAGCACUGGGAAGGAGAACAAGAUCACGAUCACCAACGACAAAGGUCGCCUGAGCAAGGAGGAUAUUGAGCGUAUGGUCCAGGAAGCAGAAAAGUACAAGGCUGAGGAUGAUGUGCAGAGGGAGAAGGUGGCUGCCAAGAAUGGUCUGGAGUCUUACGCCUUCAACAUGAAGUCUACCGUGGAGGAUGACAAACUGAAGGGCAAGAUCAGUGACGAGGACAAACAGAAGAUUCUGGACAAGUGUAACGAGGUCAUCAGCUGGCUCGAUAGAAACCAGUCUGCAGAAAAAGAUGAGUUUGAGCACCAGCAGAAGGAGCUGGAGAAGGUGUGUAACCCCAUCAUGACCAGGCUGUACCAGAGUGCGGGGGGGGUGCCAGGGGGAUGCCAGGAGGGAUGCCGGGCGGUUUCCCUGGAGCUGGUGGUGCUCCUGGAGGAGGGGCUUCAUCUGGCCCCACCAUCGAGGAGGUCGACUAAACUAGAGGUUGACCAGACUUGCAUGAGCUUGUUCUAUUUCCUCUUUCGAGGUGAGGAACUUACAGGAGAUGAAGAAGAGGAUGCCGGCUGCAAAUGUCUUGUCAAACCCGUCAAAGGAAGAGUAGUGGAUGAAGGCCAUAACGCCGAUCACAAUGCCGAUGAAACAAGCCAGCAGGGAAAGAAUCAUGAAGGCCCGGGUGGCAUCCCAGUACGCUGUGGGCACGUGGUAUAAAUGAUGAAGAAUCUGCACUCACUACAUUCUACUUUUAACGACUUCCCAUCCCUCAUAAUAACUGUGGAAAGAAAAACUCUGGGUUCAUCCAUCAAUUUUACACUUGGUCUCAUAUUUUCAUGUCCCCAUCAUUUAAUUGGCACAGCCAAAGGGAAUUCAUUUAAUAACAGAUGAAAAACUGCUCAGUCAUUUAUAGAAGAAAACACAUGUAACGGUGAACUUGAGCGCAGCCAACAGCAUAAAUACACAGGACACGGUGCAUACGGCUAACUUGACAGAGCAGAGUACGAUGAGCUGGCAGGUGGGUGACUGAUAGAGUCGUGGGUUUGUAGAGUUUGGGUGAAGAAGCUCCAAUAAAAGUGAUUUAUCUUUGUUGUAGCCUCUUGUAGGAGAGUAGGAGUUAAAAGAGAGAGAUGUGGCUGAUAAAUUUGUAUUUCAUUUGCUCUUAGAAGAGUCGCGGGGGAAAAGUAGAAGAGUUUUGAAUUAGAGACCAGAUCAAAGCCAUCGAUACAUUCAAUUAGGAAGAGUUUAGAAUAAAUCAGAAUUAGCACUAGACCUGAUUUACCUGAUUUAGGAGCAGAGUAACUACAAAAAAUUAGAUUACAAUUCAAUCAUAAUACAAUUUUAGUUCCUCUGAAGCUUUUUGACCAGCGUUGAGAAAACAUUCAUAACUGCCAAUUACUUUUUUUUUUAGACCAGUUCAUGUUCAUAUGUGUUGAUGUACAGUUACCCUUUUUCAGAGCAGACGUUUUGACAUGUCACAGUAGGAAAUGCACAAGGCUUCAUUUCACAGAAUACCGUGCAGCCGCCUCCGUUUCAGGGCCCUGGUGUUGUGCACGCUGGCUCGCUGUAACACUGUUGAGGCUCACCGCGGCAGUUAGAUGCAGCCACUGGCCAGUUCAUUAAGGGGUCAAAGCUGUACAGACGCAGUGGGAACACAAUCCAGUAUGCCUUAAAUAUGUAUUGCUGAUUUAUUUCAGUUCAUUUAAGAAGGCAUUUAUUCGUAAUGCAGUUUGUUCUGGGGUUGUAUUUGAAGGUGAAAGGUCAUAUUUAUACUAUUUUAUUGUGUAUGUUCUUAUCUAGAGGAUAAAAAAAAUAUGUAUGGAAAAACUGCGCAAAAAUUUGAAUUAAAACUGUAAAAGUGAAAACUGGAUAUUUUGGUUGGAGGCCUGGAUUUGUUUACCACUGGCUCUGUGACAUCAUCGGCCAAAUUAACGCAACCGACCAAUCAGCUGACACACUUGCUAUUAUCCCCUUGUGAGGCACAUGGAGUCACUGGGGGUCACAGGUAUCAUGCUUGUCUCGGUUAU
Messenger RNA from Xiphias gladius (swordfish), 3497 nucleotides. RefSeq names its product heat shock protein family A (Hsp70) member 8b (gene hspa8b). NCBI's taxonomy places the organism in Eukaryota, Metazoa, Chordata, Actinopteri, Istiophoriformes, Xiphiidae. The record is from RefSeq and is a predicted model, not a curated record. Gene Ontology annotation, biological process: protein refolding; cellular response to unfolded protein; vesicle-mediated transport. Gene Ontology annotation, molecular function: ATP hydrolysis activity; misfolded protein binding; heat shock protein binding. Gene Ontology annotation, cellular component: nucleus; cytosol; cytoplasm.